Messenger RNA from Conger conger (European conger), 3217 nucleotides. RefSeq names its product chromosome 7 C5orf15 homolog (gene c7h5orf15). Bases 7 to 1236 code for a protein of 409 amino acids. The transcript is spliced from 3 exons. The record is from RefSeq and is a predicted model, not a curated record. NCBI's taxonomy places the organism in Eukaryota, Metazoa, Chordata, Actinopteri, Anguilliformes, Congridae.
UUCAAGAUGGCGACAUGCAGGAAGAUGGGAGAGAGCUUGAAUAACUACUGUAUAUUCUCCAUAUUUACCUUGGUAUUACUAUUUUCCCACAUCUGCCAGUCGGCACCAGUCAAUGGUUCAUAUGCCGUGGAGAAAUCCACUCCAGAACACCCUUCUGCCAACAGCUCCUUGCUGUCGGUGCCCCUGAACACUGGAGCAUCUCCGCAAGUGAAGAGCAGUACUACAACGGGGAAGGGAGCGACCUCCCCAGGCAAAGCCUCCCCGGGAGACACCUCGCUGCAAGAGACCUCCCCAGGCAAAACCUCACCGGGAGAUACCUUGCUGGGACAGACCUCCCCAGGGAAAACCUCACCGGGAGAUACCUUGCCGGGACAGACCUCCCCAGGGAAAACCUCACCGGGAGAUACCUUGCCGGGACAGACCUCCCCAGGGAAAACCUCACCGGGAGAUACCUCGCUGCAAGAGACCUCCCCAGGGAAAACCUCACCGGGAGAUACCUUGCUGGGAGAUACCUUGCCGGGACAGACUUCACCAGGCAAAGUCGCUGGCAUAAACGACCCACCCGGAAACAGCAACAUCUCUCCUGCUGCGACCUCCACCACCACCACUACGACUACUACGACCGCUAAAGCGACCACCACCGCAGCUCCGCCCGCCAAACUGGUCAGCGCCCCCGCCCCCGCCCCCGCCCAGCCAACUGACCCCCCGAUACCCGCUGGAGGGAACACCCCGGGGGCGGGGGUGGUCCCGGCGCCCCAGUCCUACGAGGACACGUCCCCCACCUCCCUGGGCGGGGAGCCGGACGAGUACGACGAAGAUGAUGACGAUGCCGAUGCCGAUGCCGAUGGCGAAGACCUCACGUACAUGGAGGUGACAGACCCGCCGAGGAAGAGCGUGGACUCGGAGCCGGCCGACGAAGACCCGGACGACCCGUCGGCCCCCCGCCGGCCCGAGGAUUCUGGGAAGGCGGGCGGGCGCGUGACGGGCACCACCCUGUACACGGGGCAGGACGAGGACUCCCAUUUCUUCUUCCACUUGGUCAUCAUCGCCUUCCUGGUGGCCAUCGUGUACAUCACCUACCACAACAAGAGAAAGAUCCUCCUCCUGGCCCAGAGCAGGCGCUGGAAGGACGGGCUAUGUUCUCGGAGCGGGAGCGGAGUGGAGUACCACCGCCUGGACCAGAACGUCAGUGAUGCCAUGCCCUCCCUCAAGAUGACCAACGACUACAUCUUCUGAGGAGAAACACUUCUACAACGCCCAAUAUUCUCUGAGGAAAAACACUUCUACAACGCCCAAUAUUCUCUGAGGAAAAACACUUCUACAACGCCCAAUAUUCUCUGAGGAAAAACACUUCUACAACGCCCAAUAUUCUCUGAGGAAAAAUAUGCGGUCUAAUCUGUACGCCACGGUGUGUGUGUGUCGUCCUGGGCUGGGGUAGGCGGGUGGGGGUGUGGCCCUGUACGUGCUGUCCAAUCACAGGCCAGGACUGCGCCGCUUGGCUUUCCUUUGGUGUCGUAUUCCGUUUCUGAAUUUCCUAACGAGCGCAUAUUAAUAAUGGAUAAUCAUUUGGGACUUUCGGGGAUGAUUACACCUUGCAGCCUUACGAUUCUGUUAAAAUGUAGAGGUCACUUUAUUGCAGAUGUCCUUUUUUUUAUUUUUUAUGUGGAAUGGGGGAAGUGCUCAAUAGGCCUUUUGUUGCCUCAUCAUUGUAAAUAUUAAUUUGAAAUCACUGAUGCUUGAAUUCACUAGGAAGGCUCCGACACUUUGCCUAUCAACCCGUUGAUUGAUCGUAGUUAAGUACUUACUGCAGAACUCGUACCUGGGUCCUGAAUCAAAGCCUUUUUAACUUAGCCGACGUUCUAGCGUCACUGUGAAGUGGUACAGGUGUAUAGGUGGCAUUAAUACUCGCUGAGAAGUCGACUUAUUUAGUAUUUAACCGGGGGAGGGGGGGUGUAAUUCCUGAGUUUAUAGGGCUCACAUAUACAUUGUCGCUGUUGGAUGGAUGUGCUUGUCAUUUUUCCUUUUCUUGUGGUCAUUUGCGGCACACUAAUUGAAUCAUGACAAUACCGCUUUGAUUUGCAGUCCAUGAUACCUUGCUGUCGUACACUAUGCAGUAACGGGGAGUCGGAAGGCUGGCCCUUUUUUAUGAUUUGGUUUUAUGGCUUCGGUGAAGUCACAACAUUAGUCACUGUGACAUUAUUCGGGAAAAGGAUCUGCGGUGCCUGGAUGUCCCGGUCAUCCGGCGAAGCUGCUGUUUUGCAGUCCGUAUUCAGGAGGGUAGCUGGACUGAAACUCGCUCCGAGUUAAACGGGUACGACUACUAAUGCGGACAAACGCACUUCAGCGAUAUGUGGCCAAGCUGGAAGGAAAUGCUGAACUGGCGUGUGAAGGCCAGUUUGUAGUUCGGUGAUGUUUCAUCGUUGCCAGCGGUGAUCAUCAGAUUUGAUGGUCAGUUGCAACAGCUUGUAGUUUAAACUUGAACGACGGAAGACUUCAUGUGGUCGCUAUCAUCGCCGAGACAUAAAUUGUAUUGAACUUUGACCCCAUCUCGCUGGCUCAGUUGACAUGACAGCCUUAUUAUUGAACAUUUUCAUCUGUAAUUAUAUUUAGCGAGGUGUCCUCAGCUAGCUUCCCUGUCUGGAGCUCGCAGUGACUGCACUUGGGCGAUGUGUUCUGCGAUUGUACGUCUUAUGAGCUCAAAGUCAGGAGUCACGCGAUAAUGGAAUGUUGGCGACACCAGCGAUAUCCAUCGUCUGAUCGUAGAUCGCCAAACUAUAAACCGCCCUUUAUUCCUCCCUCUUUCAGCAUCUCAAUGGCAAAUCUCAUCUCAACGGCAACAUUCCUCAGUUAAAAAAAACGGCCACUUUCUGCACCUUAAAAGUUUUUUUUAUUUUUAAUGAAAACAUUUUUUUGUUUAUUUUUUUUUUUUUAAACAGAGGAAGAGGAAUUGUAAAUACACAUUCCCAGUGUAAAAUACCACAGUGGGUCUUCUCAGUUAAUGUGAGCAGUCAUGCAGUGUGUUUGCAUGGGAAGAAAGUCAAGUUAUGCAUGGCAGUGUGAUAUAGCGUAGCUUUCUAAAAAAGAUCAUUUAGUCCGUGGGCGCCUCGCCUGUAGAGAAGUCAACACCCUUUUUGAAAAUGAAGCACAACUGUACAUGGGGCCCUUUUCUGUCUGUCACUCACAAAUACUCUUUAUUUUUAAUAAAUGUAUGUUGAAA